AAAAAAAACCAGGUGACAUAGCAAAAAAAAAAAGGUGUUUUGUUUUCUUCCCCUCUUAUUAUUCCGUCGAUUUGGGGUAUUUCUUUCUUAACCUAACAAGAAGAAAAAGUAAAGAAGUGAUUACUAGCUAGAAGCUAGCACAACCAUGGCGAAUCGAUGGUGGGCCGGAAAUGUGUCCAUGAGAGGCGUGGACUCCAUUUCCUCACCUCCUUCUCUCCAACUAAGAAACUCAACAACUGACGAAGACAACGACAGCAACAACAACACAACUCCGACGAAUAGCAGCCCCAGAGACGACGACAACAACACCCACGACGGCGACGAGAGCAUCGACCCGGGAAGCAGCGGCGGCGGCGGAUCCGGGAGCGGCGGCGGAAGGAGGCCGCGUGGCAGGCCGCCGGGGUCGAAGAACAAGCCGAAGCCGCCGAUAGUGAUAACGAAGGAGAGCCCCAACGCGCUUCGGAGCCACGUGCUGGAGAUCAGCAGCGGGAGCGACAUCGUGGAGAGCAUCGCGGCGUUCGCGCAGCGGCGGCACAGGGGCGUAUCCGUCCUUAGCGGGAGCGGCAUUGUCACCAACGUCACGCUCCGGCAGCCGGCGGCGCCCGGGGGAGUCCUCACGCUGCACGGCCGCUUCGAGAUCCUCUCCCUCUCCGGGGCCUUCCUGCCCAGCCCCUCGCCGCCGGGGGCCACCGGUCUCACCGUCUAUCUCUCUGGCGGACAGGGCCAGGUCGUUGGCGGCGCGGUGGCCGGUGCUCUCGUCGCGUCCGGGCCGGUAAUCGUCAUCGGUGCCACGUUUACUAACGCCACCUACGAGCGGCUGCCUAUCGAGGAGGAAGGCGGCGGUGAAGGGUCGCCGUCGAUGCCGGUGCAGCAGCAGCAGCAAUCCGGGGCGAAUAAUUCAGGAGGAACUCCGAUUAGUAGCGAGCAGCAGCCACCACAGCAACAACAACAACAGCAAGGUUCUCCGGUUCCUCCAAUGUAUAAUUUGCCUCCGAAUUUGAUGCCGAAUAAUGGGCAGAAUAUGCCUCAUGACAUGUUUUGGGGUCCACCGCCGCGGCCACCUCCGUCUUAUUGAGAGGAGUUAUAGAAUUCGAUAUAUGACAUACAUGUACGAUUAGUAGUAGUAGUAGCAGCAGUAUUGGAUGGCUUUUUGUCUUUGUGCAAAAAUGUUUUGGGUUUUAAUUUGUAAGCAAUAGCCAGGUUAGGACUUCCUCGUUUCAAUUUCUUGUGAAUGCUCUCUUAAUUUGUUGUUUCUAAUCAU
Molecule: messenger RNA, 1261 nt
Organism: Morus notabilis
Lineage: Eukaryota; Viridiplantae; Streptophyta; Magnoliopsida; Rosales; Moraceae
Product: AT-hook motif nuclear-localized protein 15
Exons: 1
Coding region: 146-1075 (309 amino acids)
Cellular component (GO): nucleus
Molecular function (GO): minor groove of adenine-thymine-rich DNA binding; DNA-binding transcription factor activity
Source: RefSeq, a predicted model, not a curated record